Messenger RNA from Adineta steineri, 4767 nucleotides. The record is from the annotation of a GenBank genome assembly. Lineage: Eukaryota; Metazoa; Rotifera; Eurotatoria; Adinetida; Adinetidae.
AUGUUAUUUGGAAAAAUUUUAAUUCUUUUUUUCCUGUUGCAUUUUGUUGAUCUUCAACUUCAAAUAAAUUUUUAUCAAACAAAUUGGAUAAAUGAAGAUCAUGAUUUUGAACAUGAUUGUUUAAAUAUUGUUUCAUAUACACGCGAAGAAUCUAAUGAUCGCCAAAUGAUGUCUUACUGUAUGACGAAAUGGCCGUCAAAAUUUCCUAUUCAAGAUAACACUUUUGAUAAAAAAUUAACAUUUUUCGAACUAUCACAACAACAUGUAACAAGUGAACAAUUAUAUAUAUGGUCAGCACCCAUUGAUCUUAUUGAACAGUAUCAAUAUUAUUUAAAUCGACAAUCAUAUUUCGAUUCAACAUCAUCAUUAGCAAAUCAAGUCUUUUAUAAUUGUACUUUACCAUAUUUUGGCUCGAAAUGUCAAUAUAUGUUUAAUAAUUACAAUUAUAAUUAUUCAUCAUUAAAUGAAAUUAUAUCUAAUUAUUAUGAAUAUAAUCGAUAUCAACCAACUUUAUUUACUUGUUACAUUCAUUUAGAAUGUAAUCGAGGACCAUCUCCAUCAUGUCUUGAUUGGACAGAAAUUUGUGAUGGAAAAUUUGAUUGUCUUGAUAGUAGAAUAGAUGAAGAACAUUGUUGGCAACUUGAAAUACAUCAGUGUAAUGACGAUGAAUUUCAAUGUUCUUAUGGUCAAUGCGUGCCGAAAACAUUUGUUCAGGAUGCUUCAAUGAUUCCUGAUUGUCUUGAUCAAUCGGAUAAAACGACUCGCAGUAUUCGAAAUCCCAGUACGUUAUUUGUCAUGGAUAUAAAAGAGCCAACAUUUAUGUAUGAAGAUAUUUCAUGUGCAAGAACCAAUCGAUUCGUAUAUUCUCUUCGUUUACUUACAAGCUCAUGUGUUCUAAGUCGUGAAGAUCUUUUAUCGCAUGCAAUGUUAUCAAUUAAACCAAACUUAAUAACUGAUGAAUGUUGGGCCGCAUUUAGGUGUGUCAUACAAAUGCCAAUUCCAUCAAAAGAAUUUUGUUUAAUACUAUGUAAUAAUGAAGUAUGCGAUAGUAUAAUAGACAAGAUGUGUCCAGAUAUGAUAUAUAUUUCAACAUAUCCAUUUUUUCAUGAUCGUUUUUAUGUGGUAUACAACAAAUCUCGACUGAAAGAUGCAAUUUAUAUGCCUAAACCUACAUAUGUUUGUUACGAUAAUGAAUUUCUUGAUGUACCGAAUGAUACUAAGAGAUUAUUCAUAUUCAAUAAUAAAACUUGCCGUCGUUAUGAUGAUUCAAUUACUGGUAACGUUGGUUUCUUCGAACCGAAAUGGAUACAGUUAAGCAUUAAUCUUAUAUUGAAAUGGUUACAUAAAACUACAACAUUGACUUAUAACAAUCCUGUUUUUUGUGAUAGAUCGAUCAUGUAUCAAUGUAUAAAUUCGUCAAAAUGCAUUAUGAAGACUCGUCUUUUCGAUAACAUUGCUGAUUGUUAUUAUCACGAUGAUGAAGAUCCAUCUACAUUUAAUAAUACGGACUUACAACAACUUCAAAAUAUAUUCAGAUGUAAAACAAUUGAAGAAUAUUUUCCAACUUAUUUCGUUAAUGAUACAGACUGCGAUUGUAGGACGCCUGGAGAUAGUUAUUGUGCUGAUGAAAAUUCCGCUGAAUCUUAUUUUAGGAAAACAAUUUCAUUUCAAACGAUCUGUGAUAAAGAAAUUCAUUUAAUGCCACAAAUUUUUGGAGAUACUGAAACAGAUGAAACAAAUUGUGAUCAAUGGCCACUGAUGCAUAUAUAUAAUCGUUGUGAUGGUUUCUGGCAUAUUCCUGAUGGUUCGGAUGAAUUAAAUUGUGAUUUAUCAUUAUCAUUAUUAAAUUGUUCUGAAAAUGAACAUGUAUGCGUUUCAUCUAAAACAGACGAAUUAAUUUGUUUAUCUAUCGAACAUGUUAAUGAUAACAUUAAUGAUUGUAUAGGUGCUGCUGAUGAACGAAAAAUAUGUCGACAAAAUCAAUUAGGUUCUAAAGAUGCAAAGCUAUUCGCUUGUAACAAUACGAAAUAUGAAAAAAACUCGACAUGUCUGCCCGGUGAUUAUUUAUGUAAUGGUGAAAAUGAUUGUUCUAAUAACGAAGAUGAACGAAUUUGUAAAGGUAAUGAUAUUUUAUCAUCUUCGUUGGACAAGGGUAUUUGUGCAUAUAAUUAUGAAUUAUAUGGUUCUGAUAUUGCAAAAGCACUUUGUAGACUUUUUGUUAAUAAUGGAAAACGUUCAACAAGAUAUUUUACAUUAGAUCAAAGUCAAAAUUCACUUGGACAUUAUUCUGAAGAUGGAGAGACUCCCCUAUUAAUAUAUCAAAUUCAAGAAAUCCCAAGAAAUAUUUAUAACUAUCAGCAACGUUGUCAUCGAGGUCUUGAUGUACAAAUAUUUUUAGAUAAACAAAAAAAUUUAACAAAAAAUGUUUGUCUUUGUCCACCAAGUUUCUAUGGAGAUAUCUGUCAAUAUCAAAAUCAACGAAUUAGUCUUACUUUACAAUUUCGUGAUACAACAAAUUCUACACAAAUUUUAUAUAAUAUUAUUAUUACAUUAAUUGAUAAUAGUAAUGAACGAAUUAUUCAGUCUUCUCAACAAUUUAAUUAUUAUUUCAAAAAACAUUGUCAAAAAAAAUUUCAUUUCUAUUUAUUAUAUUCAACUCGACCAAAAGAUUCAACAAAAGAAUAUUCGAUACAUCUAGAUUUUUAUGAUAAAUUAACAUUAGAUUAUCAUGGAAGUAUUAUAAAAUCAGUAAAUUAUUCAUUCCUACCUGUUCAACGUCUUGCUUUUCAUUUAGAAUUUCCUUAUAAUUAUGAGAAUAUUUCUAAUUGUUUAGAUAAACAAUGUAUUCAUGGUAAAUGUAUAAAAUAUUUUCAUGAACCAAAUAAUAAAAGAUUUUGUCAAUGUAAUGAAGGAUGGUCUGGCCAAUAUUGUACAAUUAAGCAUACAUGUUUAUGUUCAUCUCAAUCAUUAUGUAUUGGUAAAUUAGCAAAUAAUCAAUCUUUAUGUGUUUGUCCUUUGAAUAGAAUGGGUCCUCAAUGUUUAAUUGAUAAUCAAUUAUGUCAAAGUAACCAAAUAUGUCAUUAUCGUGGCCGUUGCAUACUUAUAGAUGAAUAUGAAACACCAGAAAAUAAAUUUUUAUGUAUUUGUUCAAAAGACUUCUAUGGUGAUAGAUGUGAAUUAUCUCGAACAAGACUUAUUAUAUCAGUUGAUAAAAAUUUUCAUUUAUCUUCAUCAAUAUUUAUCCAUUUUAUUGAAAUAAAAACAAAUGAUUUUCCUAUUCGUACUACUACUUUUAAAAAUAUUCGAUUACAACAAGAUUCACUUAUUAUUUAUUGGUCAUUACCAUUUCAUAUUGCAUUUAUUGAAUUAUUAAAUAAAAGUUAUUAUUUAAUUACAACACAAAAAAUCUAUAAGCAAUCAGCAAUAAUUCACACAUCAUUAAAUUUAUUUAAUCGAUGUUUAGAUAUAAAAGAAUUAUUUAAUGAAACAUUUUUUAAUUAUACUCUACUUUAUCGUAUAAAAUUUUAUCAUAUGCCAUGUCAAAUGAAUGCAUUAUUAUCAUGUUUUUAUGAUGAACAACGUUUUUGUUUAUGUCAACAAAUUAAUCAACAGCGUGUAGCUAAUUGUUUUGAUUUCGAUCCUUAUACAGAAUCAAAUUGUUCGAGUCAGUAUCAUUGUGAAAAUGGUGGUAAAUGCUUUCAAGAAGAUUCAAAAUGUCCAAAAUAUUUCCAUUGUCAAUGUCCUGUAUGUUAUUAUGGAACAAGAUGUCAAUUAAAUACAGAUGGUUUUAGUCUUUCACUUGAUGCUAUUCUUGGUUAUCAUAUUUAUCCAAAUAUAAAUAUAUUCAAUCAACCAAGUGCAGUUUUAACAAGUUCAAUAUUAAGUACAAUUAUACUUAUCAUGGGGAUAAUUAAUAGUAUUUUAUCAUUAAUUACAUUUAAAAAUAAAAAAACACAUGAUUCAGCUUGUGGAAUAUAUUUGUUAUGUACAUCAAUAAUAACUUUAUUAUUAAUAAUUAUAUUUACAUUCAAAUUUUGGAUUCUUAUUAUGGCUCAAAUUGGAUCAAUACAGAAUGAAUUAUUUUUAAACAUACAAUGUCAUUCAGUGGAUUUUCUUUUAAAGUUUUGUUUAACAAUGGAUCAAUGGUUAACAACAUUUGUAUCUGUUGAAAGAGCAUAUAUAACAAUAAAAGGAAUUGGUUUUAAUAAUAAUAAAAGAAAAUCAUUAACUAAAUGGAUAAUAUUAGGUCUUAUAUUAAUAACAAUUGUUACUAAUGUUCAUGAUCCAAUUUAUCGACGUUUACAUACGGAAGAAGAUGAUGAAGACAUAAGAAUUUGGUGUAUUGUUAAAUAUCCACCUGUUAUUGAUAUUGUGAAUUCUGUUAUGAAUAUUUUUCAUUUUAUUGCUCCAUUUAUUAUUAAUUUAACAUCAGCAAUCAUCAUUAUUAUUAUAAAUGCUAGACAACGGGCAAAACUUAAAACUAAACAAAAGUAUAUAAAAAUAUUACAAGAACAGAUUCAACAACAUAAAAGUCUUCUUAUUGGCCCAUUUGUUUUAAUUAUUUUUAGUAUUUCACGUGUAAUUAUAUCAUUUGCAUCAGGUUGUAUGAAAUCAAUGACAGAUUCUUGGUUAUUUCUUUUUGGAUAUUUUAUGUCAUUAAUACCACCAUUGCUUACAUUUGUUUUAUUUGUUUUACCAUCCACUACAUACAAACAAGCAUUUAAAAAAGCUAUUAGUCGAUAUCGAAAUAUAUUUCGAAGACAAUAA